AGCAAGGUAAAGUUGGAUGUAAUUAAACCCUGGAUAACAACAAAAAUAACUGAAAUAAUUGGUAUUGAAGAUGAUGUUAUUGUUGAAUUUGUUUACAAUCAAUUGGAGGAGAAGUAUAAGUAGAGACCGUUGCUGAGGGCUUCAACCCUUAUAUCCAAAUGGCAUUCAUGUGAUCAACUCGAUCAUCCGUAACUUCCCGGUGGUGUACAAUUGUCUUCAUCAUUGCUGUGACAUACUGAGUUGUCAUAAACAACAUAAUCCUGUCGACAUCAUUCAACAACAACAGCAGCAGCAGCAUCAGUCAUCAUCAUCAACAAUCUUCAACUGGAGUCUUUCCUUAAAGACUAACUUCAACAUCAUCAACAUCGUCAUCAUGAUCAUCAUCAACUACAAGACAUCAAAUGGCAUUGUCAUAAAAUGCCAAUCAACAUUCAUCACCUGUUCAUCACUCAGUAAUUUAUUUGUGACAUAAAUUCACAAAUUAAAACUGAGAAUCAAUCUGGAUAUUUUUCAUUAAUUUGAAAAUUGGAUAAAUGAUGAUUAUUUGGAUAAAAAUAAAUGAUAUUUAUUUUUAAUCAUCUUGAUGUCAAUCUUGAUGUCAAUCAACAUGAAUUUGGCUGCUGUAAUUCAAUCAACUCAACAGCUGCUGUAUUGUAUCAUCAGCAUGUUAUUGUAUCAACAACAAACAACAACCACAUGAUGAUGUAUCAACUCACGAUGAUGACAACAUCAUUUAUCGCAUGAUUGUCAUUUCAUGCAUGGAGGUAUUGUCAAGCAAUUGUUGUCUAUAUUUGACAUGAAUUACAAUCGAUUAUUAUAACGAUUAUUAAUUUAUGUCGAUGUGACAGUAUCCAGAUCCAAGAAAAAUGCAAAUUAAUUUAACUGGUUUUUUGAAUGGAAUUAAUGCAAGAUCAUUUAUGGGUGAAUUAUGGGAUCUUCUUGUUUCUGCCCAAGAAAAUGUCAGUGGUAUACCAGAGGCAUUUUUACAGCAAAAAAAAGAUCAAAUUAAAAAACGUUUGGAAGAACAAGAAAAACUUCAGGCAUUGGCAAUUAAAGAAGAAAAAGAAAAAGAUGAUAAUGAUAAAUUAAAAAAAGAUGAUAGAGAUCGUGGAAGUUCAAAGGAUAGAAAACGUGAUCGUAGUCGUGAACGUGAUAGAGACAGUAGAAGCAGAAGAAGUCGUUCUAGAGAUCGUCAUCGUGAUCGUGAUCGUUCAAGUCGUAAACACAAAUCAGUAUCACCAAAUAAAUCACCCAGUAAAUUAUCAUCAAAAGAUAAUGGAAAAACAACGUCUGAUAAUAAAACACAAAAAACUGAUACAGCACAAAUUGAUAAUUCAGUAGCUGUAUUACCAAUUAAAACAAAACCAGAAGCAGCUGUUGCAAUAUCACGAUUACAAGCAAAAUUAAUGAGUAUUGCUGAUGGUAAAAAAAAAAAUAAUAAUCGUUCACCAUCACCUGAACAAGAAGAUAAAACAAUCAAAAAAACAUCAUCAAAAUCACCAUCAAGAGUUAAAAAAUCACAUUCAAAAUCACCGAUAAAUAAAAAUCAACGUGCAUCACGUUCACCAAUUAAAACACGUCGUACACGUUCAAAAUCAAAACAACGUAAAUCACGUUCAAGAUCUAAAACAACAAAACGUUCAAAAUCAAGAUCAAUUGAUACAAAAUCUAAAACACGUAAAUCAAAAUCACGUUCAAGAUCAAAAUCACAAUUACGUGGUAUUAAAAAAUCAAGAUCAAAAAGUUUAAUACGUAGUAAUAAAACAAGAAAAUCAAGAUCAAUAUCAAGUGAAUCAAGAACAUCAAAAUCACGUUCAAAAUCACCAAUAAAUAAUAAACGUAAUAAAGAACAUUCUAAAAGAAAUCAUAGUACAAGUACAGAUACAGAUAGUGAUGGUGAUGAUAAACGUGGAAAGGAUAAUAAAAAUGAUUUUGAAAUACGUAAAAAAAAAGAUGGUAUACAAGCUAAAAGAUCAUAUAGAAAAACAAAUAAAGAUGAUAGUGGUAGUGAUACUGAUUCAAGUCGUGAUCGUAAAACUGGAGGUAGAAGACGUAGUAUUACACCAAGAAGAGAUCGUGAUAGAUCAAGAGAUCGUUCACUUGAUAAAUCAAAUGAUCGUAAUAGAAGAGGAGGAGAACGUGACAGAAAGAGAGAUCAUGAUCGUGAACGUGGGGAUAGAAUGGAUAGAUACGGUGGUAAUCGUAAUAUGAGACUUCAAUCAUCUCGAAAUAGUUGGCGAAGAAGUCCACCACGUAGAAGUCCACCACGUUAUCGUCGUAGAUCACCAAGUCCAGCUGAUCGUCGUCGUCGACGUACACCAGAUCGUCGUGAUCGUCGUCGUUCACCAGAUCGUCGUAAUAGUAGACGUUUAUCACCAGAACAACGUGAUCGUUCAAAUAGAUAUGAUAGAUCAACAUCACGUGAUAGAUCAAAUCGUCGUGAUCGUUCACGUGAACGUCGUGAUAAUAGAGAUCGUAAAUCAAGAUCAAAAGAACCAAAAACAUCAUUAGAUAGAUCAAAGGAUAUUGCUAAAAAAUCACCAGAAAGAACUAAAGAUAUUAAAGAUAAACCAAAAGAUAAUAAAAAACAAGUAAUUGUUGAUGAAAAAAAUAAAGAAUUAGAUGAUGUUUUGGUACGUAAAGAAUCAAGAAAUGGAAGAUCAAAAUCAACUAGUUCAAAUAGCAGUCAAAGUAGUUCAUCUGAUAGUGAUACUGAAGAAACAUCAAUAAAAUUAGCUGAAAAUAAAUUAGCACAAGAAAAACAUGAACGUGAAUUACGUGAACAACAUGAACGUGAACAAAAUGAACGUGAACAACAAGAAAAAGAACAACGUGAACGUGAAUAUAAUGAAGAAAUGAAAAGACGUGAAUUAAAAGAACGUUUAGCUAAAGAAGAAGCAAUAAAACGUCAAGAACAAAAAAAAAUUGAUAUUGUUAAAAAUGUAUCACCAAAAAAAUUACAAACAACUUUACCAAUAACACGUCAUAGAUUUUCAAAAAGUCUUUCACGUACACCAUCACCAUUUAAAAAAACCGAGGAUAUCAUUGCUGCAGCAACAAAAACAAAAUUUAUGGCAUUAAAAGAAGUAACUAAAUCAUCAGAACCACAAAAAUCAACAACUGUUGAUACAUUUUUAAUGAAAAAAGAUCAACGUACAAUAAAAGGACAAAAAAUUCAUCAAAUUGAUGAAAAAAAAAUAACAAAAACAGCUGAAUUAUCAUCAAGUGUUAAAAAACCAAUUGAAUCAUUGAAAAAAAUUGAUAAUUCAACAGAUUCUGAUGACAGUGAUGACAGUGAUAAUGAUGAUGAUGAUGAUGAUGAUAAUAAUAAGAAAAAACAUCGUAUUGAAAAAUCAAGAAAACGUAAAAAUUCAACAGAUGAUGAAAAAUCAGAUAAAAAUAAUAGCUCAGAUUCUGAUAAUGAUAGAAAACGUAGUAAUGAUAAUUUAAAACGUGGCAAAGAUACAUCAUCAUCAUCACGUAAUAAUUUAAUUGAAGAAAAAUAUAAAGAACGUAAAGAUAUUAAAAAACGUGAUUUAAAUGAAAGUGAUUUACGUAAAAAAUUAAUGAAAAAAGAACAUGAUGAAGAUAAUGCCAAUAAAAGAAUUAAAAAAACAAGAAAAAAUUCAUCAUCUGACAAUGAUGAUGUAAAAAUAAGUAAAAAAUAUAUUAAUAAAAAUGACGAUGAUAAAUUGAGAUCUAGAAAAAUUAAAAAAGACACAAGUUCAGAUGAUGAGCCUAAAAAAUCACGUAAAAAUCGUGAUAGUUCAUCGGAUAAUGAAAAAUCAAGAUCAAGAAAAAUACAAAAUACUGAUGAUAAUGAUGAUAAUCGUCAAAAAUCUAAAAAAAUAAAAAAAGAUACAAGCUCAGAUGAUGAAGAUAUUCCUGAUAAAGAAAUGAAAAAAAAACGUAAAAUUGAUGAUAGUACUGAUGAUGAAAAAAUUAAAAAAAAACGUAAAAAAAAAUCUAAAACAAGUACUAGUAGUGAAUCAGAUGAUAGUGAAGUUGAAGAAAAAAAAAAGAAAAAAGAUAAAAAACAUAAAAAACAUAAGAAACACAAGAAACAUCGUAAACAUAAAAAAAAAAAAACAGCUGAUUCAGAAGAUACAGAUGUAAGUGAAGGUAAUAAUGAAGAAUUGGAAAAAAAAUUACGUGAAAAAGCACUGAAGUCAAUGAAAAAAGGACACAGUAUUGAUGGAAGUGACUAAAAUCUAAUUAAAUGAAGCAAAUAUUUGUCAUCAAUUUUUUAAAAAAUCAUAAAAACUACAACCAAGUUAAUUUCAAUACUUGAAUUAUAAAAUCAUAACGAUAUUAUGAAUUUCUAAUUAAAUUUAUUUAAAAAAAAAAAAAAAAGUCAAAUGAACCAACAAGAUAUCACUUGUUAAUCUUGUUUAAUUUUAUUUUGUUUUUCAAUUCAAUAAAUUGUAAAAAAAAAAAAAAACAAUUUAG
Messenger RNA from Aphidius gifuensis, 4449 nucleotides. It is a transcript of the gene Srrm1, whose product is annotated as serine/arginine repetitive matrix protein 1. Gene Ontology annotation, cellular component: spliceosomal complex. Gene Ontology annotation, molecular function: RNA binding. Gene Ontology annotation, biological process: mRNA processing; regulation of mRNA splicing, via spliceosome. NCBI's taxonomy places the organism in Eukaryota, Metazoa, Arthropoda, Insecta, Hymenoptera, Braconidae. Bases 867 to 4208 code for a protein of 1113 amino acids. The transcript is spliced from 7 exons. The record is from RefSeq and is a predicted model, not a curated record.